This is a messenger RNA of Trichomonas vaginalis G3, 234 nucleotides long. RefSeq lists its product as uncharacterized. Bases 1 to 234 code for a protein of 77 amino acids. The record is from RefSeq and is a predicted model, not a curated record. NCBI's taxonomy places the organism in Eukaryota, Parabasalia, Trichomonadida, Trichomonadidae. The transcript has a single exon.
AUGCUUCCUCUCUUCACAAAGAUGCUUCCUCUCAUUCUUACAAAGUGCUUCCUCUCUUCUCAAGUAUCCUUCCCUCUCUCAUUACAAGUGAACUUCCUCUCUUCAAUCAAAGUGCUCCUCUCAUUCAGUCAAGAUGCUCCUCUCUUCAACAACAGAGUACUUCCUCUCUUCAAUCAAGAUGCUUCCCUCUUCAACAACAUGAAGCUACUUCCUCUCUUAUUAGAUCUUCCUUAA